Lethenteron reissneri (Far Eastern brook lamprey) is the source of this 7489-nucleotide messenger RNA. RefSeq names its product collagen alpha-1(II) chain-like. The record is from RefSeq and is a predicted model, not a curated record. NCBI's taxonomy places the organism in Eukaryota, Metazoa, Chordata, Hyperoartia, Petromyzontiformes, Petromyzontidae.
AUGGGUGAGCGUGGCCUCCCAGAGGCACAGGGUGCCCGGGGGCCUCCGUCCGCGCCGCUGGGCCCUCGCCUCCCAGAGCAAGGGGCGACUGCCGCUGCGAUGAGGGCGGAGGAGCCACAGGCCGUGCUGGCCAGACAGGGGAGAGGAGGAGGAGGUGGUGGAGGGGGCGGAGAGAGCGCGGGAACGCCGGUGCCAACCGGGGCGCAGGCGUCGUUCCUGCAGGGCCUGCUGCAGGAGCAGCAAUGUGGCAGGACGGGGCAUCAGGAUGCGGCUCAGAGGCAGCAGCAGCAGCAGCAGGUGGAGCAACUGCUGCGAUUGCAGAAUGAGCAGCAGCAGCAGCAGAGAAUUCUGGGACUGCUGUCCUCAGCCUUUGCUCGCCCUGGCAGUGGUUUCCCGGUCUCAUUUCCCGUCGGAUUUCCCUCCGACCUCACAUCGCUGGCCUUCUCCACGGCGAUGCCCCAGUUCAACCCCUUCAGCCUACUCGCGGCAGCUGGUGCCCACCUUCCCACGAUGAUGCAGCAGCAGCAGCAGCAGCAGUUACAGCAGCAGCAGCAGCAGGUGUUAUCCACGUCGACCACGCCACCAUUCGGCCUUCCCGCAGGAGCGCACUCUGAGAACGCCAGCAUCAGCAGCGGCACCAGCGCCAACCGCACUCCGGAGUUGUCCUGGUGGGCCCUCAAGUACCUGUCCUCCCAGGCUGACGGCGACGGCGAGAGGGGAGCGGCCUCGGUGGGCUCGGCGUCGUCCAGCGACCGGAACGAGUGGCGCCCGGCGACCCACGGCGCCGCCCGUGCCCACGCCGAAGACGCCGACACGACGCUCGACGAGAGCAUCCCAGAGGACGACGCGCGUGCGAGCGGCGUGGCCCAGGAGCGGCCCUGGCGGCGGGGACGGCACGGGGAGGCACAGGAGCAACGCUCGGCCGCACAGAAGCCUCCCCCCUACGCGGAGGACAGGCCGAUCCGUCCGGGGGUGGUGGGGAGGAGAACGACGUUUGAGGAGUUUGUGGAGGAGCAGCUCAAGUUGCAGGAGGCGCGCGGAGCAGCUCACAAGGCCCACUCAGUCGAGGCGCCGGUCCACACCACCAAAUCGUUUCUGAAGAAAGGAGAGGGCACCCAGCGAUUCGCCCGCGCCCGCCACGGCACCGCCGCCACCGCCGCCGCCUUCUCCUCCCCGGCGCGGGGGCCCGGUCCCUCCAGACGGUGCCCGCGGGCCCCGCGGCUGUCGCCGGCCGGAGCGGGGCCGGCGCCGGCGGCGAGGACGCAGGGCCGCCGAGCCCUGCCGGAGGUGCAGGGCGUGAGCCGCGUGGGGCAGAAGCUCCGGCUGCUGAGCCAGCGUUCCGGCGGCGCCGGGGCCAUCCCGCGGUUGCCAAGCGGCGCCGGCGUUAAUGCCGGCGGGGCGGCGGCGGCGGCGGCGGCGUCCGCCGGCCCGGCCACGGCGGACGCGAACGCCGAAAGAGCCGGGGCCUCCCGGUCGACGGCGUUGGAGCGAUUUCCGGCGCCGUCCCCCGGCGGCGGCGUCGGCGGGGAGGGCAGCGUGCCGCGGCUGGUGAACCGCUUCGAGUCGAUGCUGGAGGACGGCGCUCCGCCCGCGAGCGACGACCGCGGUCCCGACGACGCGUCCAAGCGAGUGGCGCGUAGAGACGUCAACGGGAACUUAGACCAGGGCGGCUCCUCCGGCAGCGGGAAUGGCGCCGGCGAGCCGGCUGCCGGCGCGAGGCCGGAAGUCGCGGCGUCGGAAUCCGUACGGCAAGGUGGCGGUGACGAAGGCACCGACGAUGAUGAUGACGUUGACGACGAUGAUGAGGUGGAGGAGGAGGAGGAGGAGGAGAAGGAGGGGAAGGAGGAGCAUGAGCACAGCGACUGCAGCCAAAAGACGUACCGCGUGGGAGCGUCCGUCGCGUACAAGCGUCUCGACGACAGGAUCGUGCACGUGCCCGUCGUGCCGGGAGACGUCAGCGCCCGCCACAACGCCGCCGCCGCCGACGCCACAAUGACCGCGAAGCCGGGGUGCGACGACGCCGUCGCCGCCGCACCCCGGGAGGUGCGGCCGGUCCCGGGGUGGGCGCAGUCUCGGGCGACCCGGCCGCCGACGCUCGCGAGGGCGUGGGGCGCCGGCAGGAGCCGCGACGAGGAGGACGACGGCGACCAGGACUACGCCAGCGACGCCCCCAGCGAGGCCGACGCCGGGGCGGCCGCCCCUCCCGCCGAGCGGCGCCGGGCCAAGCGGCCGACGACGAAACCCGGCAGGGCGAGGCAGCGGUGGCCGACGGCCGGGAAGCAGGACGGAGGGGGCGACGGCGGCGGCAAGAGGAGCGGUGGCGGCGAAGCAGAGAGCGCGCAACCGUCGCUGGCUCCCGCGCGGGAUGGCACGGAGCCGGCGGGGGGUACCGGUGGACUCCGGCGAGCAGGGGACGCCGGGAGGGGCCCCCCGGCAGAGGGUGGGGAUCCGCGUGGCCCCCCCCACGGGGAUCCCAGGAUCGGCCGCCCUGCUGCGACAAACCCAGCGGUCGCGGAUCGGACGUCGGGGGGCGACGAUGCAAGUGCAGGGAACUCGAAGCCUCAUUCCAGCGGAGAAAGUGUCAAGUCGAGGGUCGGGCAGGAGGGGGCCUACGGACUUGUGGACAGGAGGGACCUCAAGCUUCCGGCCUCCGCCCUGGAGGGUGCGGGGAGCAGCCACGGGGGGCUGGGAGCCCCCGGUGGCCCCGCGAGCCAGGAGGAGCAGCGCUCGGCCGAGUGGGAGGAGAUUCAGAGGUUAAAACGUCAGCUGUGGGAGCUGCAACAGGCUGUGAAGCAGAAGGAGCGGCACUGGGAGGGUCCCAAGGCAGAGCUCCACCGUGGAGCCCGGGCACUGAGUCCACACCAAGAGGCAGCCCGACAUGUGGACAAAACAACAGCUGGGCCAGGCAUGGAGCUCCAUCGUGGAGCCCGGCCAUUUAGUCCGCACCAAGAGGCAGCCCGCCAUGUGGACAAAACAACAGCUGGGCCAGGCAUGGAGCUCCAUCGUGGAGCCCGGCCGUUUAGUCCACACCAAGAGGCAGCCCGACAUGUGGACAAAACAACAGCUGGGCCAGGCAUGGAGCUCCAUCGUGGAGCCCGGCCGUUUAGUCCACACCAAGAGGCAGCCCGACAUGUAGAUGUGACAACAUCAGGGCCAGGCAUGGAGCUCCACCGUGGAGUGCAGCCCUUGAGCCCACGCCUAGAGACAGCCCGGCACGUGGACAAGAUGAGAGCUGGUCCAGGCACAGAGCUCCGCCACGGAACUCUCCCGACUGCCGCCACACGCCCACGCCUCCUCUACAAGGAGGAGCCGAGCGACAGAGCGGCCGCGCUGGCGCCGCGCUGGCCCACCGCCCGUAGCAAGACCCCCACGCUGCCGAGGCCGCCCGUCCCCGCCGACGGCCCCGACGUCGACGCCGCCCCACGCGGCGGCCGGGCCGCCGACUGGCGGGGCCCCGUACCGGCGAGCGUCGACCGGUGGGGCGAGCAGCUACCCCCGACGCGGGGAAACGCCUUCGCCGGCGGCCCCCGUUCGCUGUCGGAGCCGGCGCACGCCGCCGAGCCUCCCCCGGGCGCCGAGUCGCGGCCCAAGACGCCGGUGCGGGCGACGCGGCCGGGCCACGACCUCUUCUACCGCGAUGCCGACCCCGGCUUCGACCCCGGCCCUUUCUCGGGCCGCGGCCACCGCUCCAAGACGCCGAACCCCACGGCCGGCGGCGGGCGGCGCGCCGCGGACGCCGUUCCCCGCUCCAAGACGCCCAACCCCGAGACGCCGUCCGCGCGCCUUCACGGGGAGGCGGCCGCCUCGAGCCGCCACAACGGCCUCGGUGGGGGGCCCUCGCGCGCCGGGGGAGCGCAGCGGCCCGGCGGCGCGCCGGCCCCCAACCGGGCCUCGCCCUCGCCGGCGCCGGAGCGGCACCGCCCGGCAGCCGGUCCCCACGGGGACCCAGAGCUUGCGUGGCAGCGCUCGGGGGCCGUCCCGUCGCCCACCGCCGUGACGUUCGCGCCGGACCGGGCGCGCCGAUCCAAGACCCCGAAACCCGGCGGCGAGGCCCGGGCAGCCCCCGGGGUCGGAGCGCGUGGAUCCUCGCCGGGCCCGCGCGUGACCGCGCCCCGCACCCCCGUGCCCGCCGCUCCCACGGGGACGAUCGUGGCCGCCGGGGCUCAGCGAGCGCGGACGCCACUGGAGCUGAUGCCUGCCCACCGUCUGGAAUCGGCGCAUUUGGGAGGGGUUGCGUUCCACGACGACCGAGAGGCCGACGACGAUAUCCAGCAAGAGAUCCUGUAUCCGGACGGGAAGGUGGAAAUGGUGCUGCGGAGCGGCCGGCGCAUGGUGCAGUUCCGCAACGGCACCCGCAAGGAAGUGAGCGCGGACGGCCACACGGUGACCGUCGCGUUCCCCAACGGCGACGUCAAGAAAACCACCGACGACCAGCGCGUGGUCUACUACUAUGCGGAGUCACGGGUGACGCACACAACGUACCCCGACGGCACUCAGCACGUGCGCUUCCCCAGCGGGCAGACAGAAACCCAGCACGUUGACGGUCGCAAGGAGAUCGUGUUCCCGGACGGGAUGGAGCGACUCAUCCACCGGGACGGACACGAAGAGAGCCGCUACCCCGACGGCACUCGCGUGCGCACCGCCAGGAACGGCGAGAAGGUGAUCGAGUUCGCCAACGGGCAGCGAGAGGUGCACACGGCGCAGUACAAGCGCCGCGAGUACCCCGACGGGAUGGUCACCACGCUGUGGGCCGGCGGCCGCCAGGAGACUCGCUACCCCACGGGCCUCGUGCGCGUGCGUGACCGCGGCGGUGGCGGCGGCGGUGCCAGCGCCGCCUCGCCGGCACCGUCUACGCACGCUGCCCCGCCGGCCUCUCCGGCACGAGGCCUGCAGCCCCGCGGACGUCCCACAAGCCCCCGGGCCUACCCAGGGCCCGGCGGUGGCGGCGUGCGCAGGGUGUGAGGUCGGGAGGCGGCCUUCCGGGAGGGGCGGGGGUUGCGGGCGGCGUAGCUAUCGGGUGUGCAGGCGGUGCAAUUGCAUCGGGGCCCAUGGGCCAGACAGGCUCAGGAAGCCGGCGGUGGGCCCCGUGUCAUUCCUUGAGGGCCCAUGCCAACCGCACUGUGCCAACCGCACUGUGCCACUGGCAGGGUGGGGAGGGUGGCGACCCCGCACGUGACGAUGAAUCGGUUCACCGGUUACGAUCGAUUCUUGCGCUCAUGAUAUACGCAUCAAAUCGUGAAAGUGAGAAGUGCAAGUUUGAGAAGUUUUUUACAAAUGAUGUGUCGUCAUCAUCAUUACUAUCAUUAUUAUUGUUGCAUUCAGGUGAACGGAGUGGACCGUAGAGCUGUUGUUUGAGUCGCGUCUUCCUUUAAUUCGGGGGGGUGGGGAACCUUUUACCUUACCGAGGGCCGAACGCUACUUUGAAAAACCUUUGGCGGGCAACCCCCAGACGUUAACGAGCGCACACCGCGGCGCUAUCCGGCAAGACCGUGAAAAGUGUCGCACGCGUCGGCUGAGUAUGACGAGGCCCUCGCAGUGGUGAAAGUGAACAAAUGCGCUCAAUGUAUAAACACAGAGUUGCCAGGUCCACGAUGUUCCCCCUCCGGUGCCCGCUGAGCGCCGCUAAGACGCUCGCAGCGACGGUUACAAAUGUCGUUUGUGGGCCGCUCCGAAGCAGCAGUAUGUGCGUUGAGCCUCUUUCGCUCUGCACGUAGCCAACCGCGCUAAUCAGAGGAGCGGCGGAAAGGACGACAAACUAAACACAAAAAGCAGUUUUAAAGAAAUUUGUAUUAAAUCUAAAUGAUGAUUUACAAGUGCAUAGCUCCAGUGGCUUCCUAACACCGGAAGAGCGUUCCAUACGGCCGUAGAAGAGCAUCCGCAAGCACCGUGCGAUGCGGUUACCGUCUUUGUUCGAUGGCCGAGCCAAAAAGCCGUUGCUGCGAGGCCUCCUACGAGGUAGGCCUACGACCACACUGGGCCUACGGGGUAGGCCUACGACCACACUGGGCCUAUGGGGUAGGCCUACGACCACACUGGGCCUACGGGGUAGGCCUACGACCACACUGGGCCUACGAGGUAGACCAAGUGUGGUCGCAGUGGCCAUGCGAAAUAAAGUCGCAGGCCAGAUUCGCUUCCCCAGCCCUGCUUGAAGUGGUCCCAGCCGUGAUCCCAGCAAGGAAAUCAUUCUUACGACAGGGUACUAAUGUCUAUAUUAAUAGUGAUAACCACAGUCAUUAAAACGCUAAUAUCCAAACGUGUAUUGGCGACUGUGUGUGCACUCAACAGAACAAUGCAUUAAUGUAGAAAUCUUGGAUUAUCCGACGUGAUUCCGUGUAAGCUGGCACGGGUAGUCCACAUGAAACGACUGAGUCUAUGCCAUCGUUUUGGAGUCCCAUUGGUCAUCGUUGUCAUCAUCAUCGUCAUGAAACACCCCACGUGAUUCUUAAACAGAGCUAUACAGCACAACUGCGAAAACUCACGCGGUAGUAUUAGGUCACGAGCAAUGGUGGUUUGGUUGGUAUCACCUGGGGUGGCAAAUGCUUCCAGUAUCCGCCAUGGGAAGUGUCCGACCAUGAGCAGAAGGCUGAGUUUAUAUACCGUCCAUUUUAUACACACACGUGAUAUUUAUUUCCACAUUCCAUAUAUUUUUCAUAUCACAUUCGUUUUGUUUCUUCCAAAAAUAUCUAUUGUCAUAUAUACGGUGGCCUUCUUUAAUGACAUUUUUCUCAAAAGUAUCCACCACAGAGACGUUGCUGUAAUACAUCGUUGUGAUCUAGCGCCAUGGUUCUUAACCUGCGGUGCGAGAUGCCCUUUCUGGGGGUGCUAGACAUGGCCAGAUUAAUUUAAAAGGUAAAUAAUCGAAAACACAAAUUAAGCACGGGCUCGUAAAUACAACUACUUUGUUUCAUCAAACCAUAGAUUUAUUAAAUCUAUUCAUUUGUUCACGAUUGAGAACCAAAGGGGGUGUGCAGGCUGCGGUAAAGGUUAAGAACCACUGACCUAAAACUACAAGAAAAUAAUUAUCACCAUUUGCCACCUUGGCUGGUCGGUACCGGUAAGUAAAAUUUUGGGCCAAUGGCCAUUCAUUCGUAUUCUGUGGCCCAUUUCGUUUUGAUGGGGUGGCCAGGGACACGCAGCUGCACGUGGCCAGGUACCCGCAGCUACACGUGGUUAAUUUGACGGUGUCCAUGCUUGUGUACACCGACAGUCGGACAGGGCAAAGUCGGACUGGAGAGUGCGUCUGAGGUCCGGUGAUUUGAUUGUGCAUGUACAAUGCGUAUUGACACAGUAAUAUUUUGCGAGUGCCAUGUUACCUUUUUUUAUAUAUAUGCUUUCUUUUGUACGAACGAGUGUGUUAGAGAAAUAACGUCCUUGUUUCCAAUGUAUGCAAAGCGGCUCUCGUCGGGACAUCCGCCUGCGUGUGCCAUGAAUUGUGUGUGCUAAAAAGCGCUAAAUUAUUGUGUGUUUCUACUUGAAUUAAAUGCUCGCU